CUAAAGCAAUUAAAUUUCAAACCACUUACCACUACAUGGAAUCUGAUACCAAGUAGACGUGAAGAACCUUUGACAUAAAAGCAAACAAAAGGCUUAAGGCUCCCUUAAGAGAAAGACGAAAGAGGAAGAAAUUGAGAAGAAGAAGAAGAAGAAGUGUGGUUUCGUUGGUGGUCAAUGGCAAAGUGUGGAGCGGAGGAGAUGGCAGCGGAGAUGGCAAAGGAGGUGGUGGAGGGACAAGAAGAGGCUCAUCCCUACGCUUUCCAUGUUUCAGGACCCCGCAAUGUUUCCGCUCCUAAUUGGAGAGACCUCAUCAGUUCCAGUUGGAAGGAUGUGAAUUACAAAAGAACGGUCAUUGCCUGUUUCAUACAAGCAGUUUACUUGCUUGAACUUGAUAGACAAGAGAACAGAACUGAAGAAAAUUGUCUUGCUCCAAAAUGGUGGGUGCCUUUCAAGUACAGGCUAGCACAAACUUUAAUUGAUGAAAGAGAUGGAUCUAUAUUUGGAGCAAUAUUAGAAUGGGAUAGGACUGCAGCCAUGGCUGACUUGGUAAUCGUCAGGCCUAGUGGUGCUCCAAGGGCUGUUUUAGCACUUAGAGGAACAUUGCUCAAAAGCCCAACAAUCAGAAGGGAUAUUGAAGAUGACCUUCGUUUCCUGGCUUGGGAAACCUUGAAGGGCUCUGUCAGGUUCAAAAUAGCCUUGGAGGCACUGAAAUCAGUUGCUGACAAGUAUGGAAGCAGCAAUGUCUGUAUUGCAGGCCAUUCCUUAGGGGCUGGGUUUGCACUCCAAGUGGGAAAAACAUUGGCCAAAGAAGGGAUAUACGUGGACACCCAUUUAUUCAAUCCACCUUCUGUCUCACUUGCUAUGAGCUUGAAAAAUAUUGGAGAAAAGGCUGGAUUUGUUUGGAAGAGAUUUAAAUCAAUGCUUCCUUCGAGUAGUAUAACUGAAAUUAGCAGUGACGAUGACAAGAAGACCCUGGGUAUCGGAUUGAAGAAUUUUUUACCCCAUUUAUAUGGGCCAAAGAAUUCUGAUGUAGGAUUUGGAAAAUGGGUGCCUCAUUUGUAUGUAAACAACAGUGACUAUAUUUGUUGCUCUUACACAAACCCUGAUGGCACAGAAGAAAACAAUGCAUCCAAGGAGAAUGUGCCUCCUACAAAUGGUCAUUUGGCGGCAAAGCUCUUUGUAAUGUCCAAAGGGAAACAGAAGUUUCUUGAGGCUCAUGGGUUAGAGCAAUGGUGGUCAGACGACUUGCCCCUUCAACUGGCUGUCCAGAAUAGCAAGCUCAUGAGCCGGCAGCUGAAAUCCUUGUAUAGCUUCCCAGCUCCACGGCAAACGCAGGAAAAGCUUCAAUAGGAAAGGGUCGAGGAUUUCCUUGUUUGCUCAAUGAUUCAUUUCUUAUGCACAAACUUUAAUUCGUAAUAAACAUUACCAUUAUCAUUCAGGGGGUGUGAAUAUGUCCUGAUAUACUUUUAUACUGGCUUUAUUGGUUUCUUGUUUUUGUUGCGAAAACGUUUGCCUUCUUGCCUGGAUAUAUGAAUUGUGAAAAGAGAGAGUAUCGAAUUGGCAAUUUCUAGUA
This is a messenger RNA of Juglans regia (Persian walnut), 1573 nucleotides long. RefSeq names its product GDSL esterase/lipase At4g10955-like. The transcript is spliced from 2 exons. The coding region runs from base 175 to 1350 and encodes 391 amino acids. NCBI's taxonomy places the organism in Eukaryota, Viridiplantae, Streptophyta, Magnoliopsida, Fagales, Juglandaceae. The record is from RefSeq and is a predicted model, not a curated record.